Solea senegalensis (Senegalese sole) is the source of this 1651-nucleotide messenger RNA. Its product is annotated as solute carrier family 51 subunit beta. Gene Ontology annotation, biological process: bile acid and bile salt transport. Gene Ontology annotation, cellular component: plasma membrane. Lineage: Eukaryota; Metazoa; Chordata; Actinopteri; Pleuronectiformes; Soleidae. The transcript has 6 exons. Gene Ontology annotation, molecular function: transmembrane transporter activity; protein heterodimerization activity. The record is from RefSeq and is a predicted model, not a curated record. The coding region runs from base 299 to 1249 and encodes 316 amino acids.
UUAACUGUCUACACUUUGAAGUAAAGCAACUGUGUGAGUCAGAUGUACUAUCACGUUCAGGUAUUACUGAAUCGGAUCUGAUUGUUAAGAUCAGAUCUCGUGAAGAUAAGGCUUUCUUCCAUAAAUGUGCGCAUAAUCAUCAGCCACCUGUUCACUAACAGUGUCUGUUACAGUUCUUUUACAAUAUGAAGAUCACAAGCUCCUCCCCGUGAACUUUGGAAAGGCUUUUGUUGCUGCUGCUCGACAUUCACAAGUCACCUUCUUGUCGUCUCGGCCACAAAGAGAACAUCACAAAAGUAUGUUUAGUGUCGGGAUCCUGCUGUUCCUCCUCCUGUCCGGGGGGAGAGCGUUCAUGAUCUACAACACCCACCACAGCCUGUGUCUGGAGGACUCAGCAACAAGUCCUGUCCUGCUGAAGAGGUGCAACCCGGACUCUGAGUUCCAGCAGUGGGUCUGGAUCGGUCAGGGAAUGUUGAUGUGUAUCGGCUCGUCCAGGUGUUUGUCAGCGCAGCAGAUGAAGCCAGUCUGGACCAGGUCCUGUGGGGGGCCAGAUGGGGAUGCUGCAGGGUUAAUGUGGGACUGUGACAGGGACAGACUCAUGAGCAGGAACAUGUCAAUGCUGCUGGCAGUGGACGGCCAACACCUGACUCUGAGUCUAAAGAGCAAACACUCAAAGUGGAAGUCUUUGGACGAGGGCGACAUCUGCCAAGAAAAGCUCCGACUCAGGAGGGCCUCUGCUGAUCCAGACGAGUUCGCUGAGGAGCAUCCAGAUGAGAUGGAGGGCAUGACAGAAGAAACAAAAGCGUAUCUCCGCUGGUUUCAUCGCACAGAGGACCCAACCACAUGGAAGUUUGUGCUGCUGGGACUGUCUUUCGUCUGCCUUCUUGUUGGUUUUCUGCUGCUGGGGAUGGGAGCCAUGGCCAACAAGAACAGAAAAAAGAUAGCUAAGUACAAGGCAGCGGCAGCAGCGUCAUCCCCAAAUGAGAGGCUGGAGAUGACCUCACUCCACAAAGAUGAUAGCAACUGCAAACCCUCACCGCCAUCUCCUGGCAACGGAGAAGUGGAACCGCUCAGGGCGGGAAAAAUUGUGGUCACGUGGAAAGAUGGCAACACCUCCUGCCUGUACCCGGAUCCUGAAGAACAGAAGGAGGAGGAGGAGGGGAAGAAAGAGGAGGAGGAGGAGAAGAAACAGUCACUGGAGUCAGAGGCUGAGAUGUACACUCAAGAUGAAGUGAAGACGGUGGAGUGAAGUGUUGAGAUUACAGAUUCAAUGACAAUCUCAACAUUUGACCCAAUUCAUAGUACUUCUGUAGAGAAAUUUGAUUAGACACAAUGACAUUACAGUUCAUUUGCAGCACUUAAGUCUUUGUUUUUUAAAGGAUCUGUCUAAUCUGUAUUUUGUAAAAUAUACUAAUUCGCUUUCUUACUCUACAGCUCAGUUGCAUCCAGUUUUAAUAUGUAAACAAGAGUAACACACCAUUUUUCACAGUUUUUUUUAUUAACAGUGUCAGUUUACAGCCUUAUGGAGUCUUGUUGUGGCAACGUACCAUUAUAAUACUGAAAACUGUGCUCAUUGAAGUAUCUGAAGCUCCCACUGUAACUCAGCAGUCGAUACAAUGGUAAAUCACCAAUAAAUAAUCUGUCCUCCUGA